ACGUACCCAGGUAUAAAGAGUCUCACCAAAUCGUCUGACCAUGACAAUACGUUUCUGACCAAUUAUCGCUGGGUGUUCUGUAACAAGCGUAUUAUCUUUUACUUCCACGAGAAAAACAGGCCAAUUAAUUACGUAGGAUGACAUUAUUACGCUGACCUAGCUCUUGAGUAUAAAUAGCUGCAGCUCUAUCAUUUGCAUUUUAAACCAGACGAGACCCGGAGUUACAUGGAUUGGCAUGGAAUUCGAAAGUUGAUGCAAAUAUAAGGUGGCAAUCAUACGAAUUAAUGUAAAACAGCCUUCAUAGACUGUAGCAAUGGGUGUCAAGAAUGUGGACGACAAUUUAUUUGACGAGUCACCUCACAAAAAAUACAAGGAGUCGACAAUUAUCGAUGAAGGCAAAAUAACUGACUUCAAAAUCGAAGAAACCGAGGAAAAAAAGUCUCAAGAAGAAAUAGCAAGAAAGAUCUUUUACAUCAUACUCGAAGACUGGAUGUACAGCUUUGGAACUAAAUACGAUGAAAAUGACUACAGUUCACUGCUGGAUAUGCUCGUAAAGCUUGUUGCAGAACAAUUGCCUUUGAAGUUCUUUAUCCCGGCCUUUCCAUGCAAAAGUUGCAACACAGAAACAAAGGUUCUGGGGAGACUUCCAGAUUUUGCUGAAGUAUUAGCCAUCACUGCUUUAGUCAAAACUCUACGGAAACUGGAGACUGUCUACGCUAAAGGAGCAAAGUUGACCAUUCUGUCUGACUAUCACACUUUUGAUCAAUACAUCGGCGUCAAUGAAGAGACAUAUCGGGCUUACCACGAAGCGUUGAAACGGAUGGUGAACGAGGCUGGGGCCUCUGACAUCAUAGAGCUGAUAUCUCUAUCCAGUUUUCCUGAAUUUCUUAAUGUUCCUGGACCAGAGUUGUGCAAAAAAUUGAGGGAUGAAUUUGGAGGAAGCCUUGUGCUGGAAAACUUUGAAAAUGCACUGAAGCAGGACGAAGAGAUGCUAGAGAAAUACAAACAGCUAAAGAAAUUCAUGCAGUUUGAUCAAUCACAUCGCUUGCCUGGAUCACAGAGAGCCAACACGACAAGAAGUUUCAUCAGAGGGAUUGCAAGAGGUAUGAUAGCCCAAGGUAUAGCACUGGACAACUUUCUGAAAAAACAUAUCACCGAGAUGAAAUGUAUUCGCCUCAGUAUUCACCAACACCACCCUGCAACAGGCAAGUUUGCUAUUGACAUGUACAAAGAACAUAAAUGCAGCGGAGAAAUCCUUCGCACACCCUGGCACCAUGUUGUUGUUUUUGACACUUUAACAGGCGAAUAUUUAAUCGAUCACAAGCAAACCAUUGAAAAAAGAAAAGUGGACGGUUCAGUUCUUGUCACUGUCCUCUACCAGGGACAACCAUGGUUGCUUUUGAGAAUUUACCUUGACAAACAAGUAACAGCAACGUUAGGUGUAUUGCCGUUACUUGAAGUCUCUUUAAUCAGGGCACGCUGUGGCUUGGUCGUCCAGUGCCAGUCUGCUUCUCCAAAUGGGAUUCCAAGUUCAGUAAUCAAAGAAGAAACUUUGAAUUCACUUAUCAAAGAGUUCGGUUUGGUGGUUUUGAGAGGAUUUAAAAAUAUCGAGACAGAAGAAGAAUUAAUCGAAUUCUACAAAAAGAGAGCAAAAUUUGGCAUUAUCAAGUGGAAGUUUGGAUUCAUUCACAAGGUUACCCCGAACAAAGAAAUACCAGGCUACGUUAACAGCAAUGGCGGCCUUCCGAUUCACUUUGAUUUGAAUGCACCUCCAAAAUAUAUGCAAAUAUCACAAGAGGAGCAUGCUUAUGAGGAAUUCGUUUGCAGGGAGUUUUUGCUCUAUUGUAAAGAGAUUGGCAAUAAAGAUCAAGGAGCUACUGUAUUUGUUGAUGCUCGAGGAGCUGUUUUGUCUCUUACUGGCCAAAAAAUUACAGAAUGGAAGAAGACUACAAUAGCCUAUGAAACAGAUUUGAAUCUGAAAUCUGAAAAGAAUCAAAAAGAGUUCGGUCAUAAGAGAGGAAUGGAAUCAUACUUUGGUGGCAUUGGUAAUGUCUAUGUUUACCCACUUGUUCUAAAAUGUCCAUGGACUGGCAGCGAUGUCUUACGGUGGUGGCAAACAUGGACAAUGGAGAGGCAUCCCCAAAGUGAGCAGCACAAUUGGUCACAGAUAAGGUCGUCCCCAUCGGAAAUGGAACAAGAUAUCAAGGAACUUGAAAGGGAAAUCGAAAAGGUUGCCUUCGACGAGAGAUUUUUCUUUGAGCAUGCGUAUGAAGAAGGGGACCAGGCAUACGUAAACAACUAUACAAUGCUUCAUGGGAGAAAAGCGUUUGAAGAGUGCAGAGAGCUGUGGAGACUGCAGGCAGUUCCACAAAGUGACAAUAUGCCAAAAUACUUCAAGGAUAAUGGAUUCUAAUUGCUUUGUUUUUUGCUGUGAUUUAGCAAGCUCUGUUAUAACAAUUUUUAUUUAAAUUUUAACAGUUCAACCUAAAACUCCGAGCGAACACCGAGUAAACUCAAGAUUUAUAAACAUUUGCUGAUUAAUAACAGC
Messenger RNA from Rhopilema esculentum, 2548 nucleotides. RefSeq lists its product as uncharacterized. Gene Ontology annotation, molecular function: oxidoreductase activity. NCBI's taxonomy places the organism in Eukaryota, Metazoa, Cnidaria, Scyphozoa, Rhizostomeae, Rhizostomatidae. The record is from RefSeq and is a predicted model, not a curated record.